UUCAGGUGAAUCUCGUACCUGCAGAGUGACGGCUGUGAGAUUAUUAUUGGUGAGUUGGAAAGUCUGUGCUGAGCUGUGAGCGGUCGAUAUGGCAGACUGGAGCCUACUGGGAAACUUCCUGGAGGAAGUACAGGAGCACUCUACCUCUGUUGGCAAGGUGUGGCUGACCAUCCUGUUUAUCUUCCGUAUCCUGGUGCUCGGGACGGCCGCCGAGUCGUCGUGGGGAGACGAACAGGAGGAUUUUAACUGUGACACUGAACAGCCCGGCUGUGAGAACGUUUGUUACGACCGAGCUUUCCCCAUCGCACACAUACGAUACUGG
Plectropomus leopardus (leopard coralgrouper) is the source of this 322-nucleotide messenger RNA. The record is from RefSeq and is a predicted model, not a curated record. Lineage: Eukaryota; Metazoa; Chordata; Actinopteri; Perciformes; Serranidae.